AUGGAGAAGACCUUUCAGGAACAUGUUCCCUCCGCUUAUCACGACUUUAAAGACAUAUUCGACAAAGAGGAGUUCGAUCAGCUACCUCCUUGCACUCCUUACGACCAUGCGCUUGAGCUUACGAAAGAAUUCAAACCUAUACAUAUGAAAAACUAUCCUAUGGCUCCCGCAGAACGAGAAGCGCUUGACCGCUUCCUAGAAGAGAACUUACGCUCGGGACAUAUUCGACCGUCCAAGUCUCCCAUGGCUUCACCAUUCUUCUUCAUCAAGAAGAAAGAUGGCUCCCUUCGCCCGGUACAGGACUACCGCAAGCUGAACGACAUGACUAU
Messenger RNA from Peniophora sp. CBMAI 1063, 329 nucleotides. The record is from the annotation of a GenBank genome assembly. Lineage: Eukaryota; Fungi; Basidiomycota; Agaricomycetes; Russulales; Peniophoraceae.